AUGACACAAACAAAAGACAACAUUCUCAUUACUGGAGGUGGUGGCUUCAUCGGCCAGGAACUUAUAACCGCCCUGCUCACACAAACCCCUAACGCCAACUUCACCCUGAGCGAUAUAAUCACUCCUUCCAUCCCCAAAGGCGCGGAAUCACGAGUCACUUCCUUGAAAGCAGACCUCACAGACUCCUCAUCGGUCAAAUCUCUCCUCUCCAAUCGCUUCACCCACGUCUACAUCCUCCAUGGCCUGAUGUCCGGUGGCGCAGAGGCCAAUCUUGACUUGGGCCUGAAGAUCAAUGUGGACUCUGUGCGCACAAUCCUUGACAUCUUGAGAGUUGAACAUCCUGGCACAAAGGUCAUCUUCGCCAGCUCCUGUGCUAUCUAUGGCAAGACGGACGUUGUUACCGAGUUUGGUACUUUGCCUCAACCGAAGAGUUCGUAUGGAAUUCAGAAGUUGAUGGUUGAGCUUCUGAUCAAUGACUAUUCUCGACGAGGCCACUUGGACGGCAGGAUCGUUAGGCUGCCCACCGUUAUCGUUAGACCGGGUGCACCCUCCGCUGCUGCAUCAAGCUUUGCAUCAGGCAUUGUUCGCGAGUCACUACAAGGUGUGAAGAAUAUUCUUCCUGUUAGCAGGGACUUGGAACUUUGGGUCUGCAGCCCCGCAACGGUUAUCAAGAACCUGAUUAAGAUCAAGGAUGUUCCUGGUGAGCAGUUCGGAUCGUCGAGGAUCGUUAACCUGCCUGGUAUUACUGUCACAGUGCAAGAGAUCCUUGACGCGUUGAAGGAAGUUGGUGGGGAAGAAGCCCUGGCACAGAUCGAGGAGAAGAAUGAUCCUGCUAUCGAGGCAAUUGUGGCCAGUUGGCCGGCUAGAUUCGAUGUGUCACGAGGUUAUGGGUUGGGUCUAGAUGCUGAUGGGACGGUGCUAGAUGCUGUUAAGGCCUUCAAAGCUAAGAUUAGCCAAGCCUAG
This is a messenger RNA of Fusarium coffeatum, 963 nucleotides long. RefSeq lists its product as uncharacterized. The transcript has a single exon. Bases 1 to 963 code for a protein of 320 amino acids. NCBI's taxonomy places the organism in Eukaryota, Fungi, Ascomycota, Sordariomycetes, Hypocreales, Nectriaceae. The record is from RefSeq and is a predicted model, not a curated record.